AUGCGGAAACUAACAAUUUUAAAUAGAAAAAAGGAAAUAAAUAAAGCGAGGGUGGAUGGGAUAAAUAAAAGAAUAAUAGGUUCAUGGUCAUAUCAAUCACAAUUUGUUAGAUUUUCUGUUGAUUCAAGUGAAGUAUUUCUUGGGGAUUUUUAUGACAAUCAAGAAUGGCUUUUGAUAGAUGCAAUAAUGCAAAACGGGACAAUGGAAUAUUUGGGGAACGAAUCAUUCUCGAUGGUUCAAAUUAUUUUAAUUUUGAGAAGACAAUCUUUUUAUUAUGUUUUUAAUUUAGUUUUUCCAACAACUUUGGUAUCGCUUGUUGCUGUAAUUGGUUUUCAUGCUCCGAUAAAUGCUACUGGGAGAAGGGAAAGUAAAUUUCGUUUAGGUGUUAUGACUUUGUUGAGUUUAUCAGUUAUGUUAUUAAUGCUUGUUGAUGAAAUGAAAUUUGCUCUAGAAUCAAUUCCAGGUCAAAGAGGGUCAUUUUCUGAUGUUCCUUUAAUUGGUAUUUAUUAUAUGUCCUUAAUUUUAACAAUUUCUGUUGCUACCUGUACUUCUUCUGUUUUUGUUCAUUUAGAAAAAUAUGGCCUUAGAAAUUCUGGAUUUGCUGUUUGUUUUUAUUUUUUUACGAAAUUAUCCAAAAUUUUAAUAAAAUCAAAAUACAGUCGAACCUCAUUUAGAUAA
Molecule: messenger RNA, 678 nt
Organism: Meloidogyne enterolobii
Lineage: Eukaryota; Metazoa; Nematoda; Chromadorea; Rhabditida; Meloidogynidae
Source: the annotation of a GenBank genome assembly